AACUUUUUCCAAGCCAUUCAAACUAGUCAGUUUAAGGAUUCCACCCAGCAUUUAUUGAUGCACACUCACAAACUGAUAUAAAAUCAUCUGGAUUUAGCAUGUCUCAGUUUGCAUGGCUUCCCUCAAGAAAGAUUGUUAGGCUUUUAAAGAGAAAAGAUCAGCUAUGUUUGCCAGCCAGCCAGGAAGGGGGUCCAAAUCCUUGCUACUCAUUAUGACUCAAAUAAGGCCACAAUUACAGUCAGCGUGAGACAGUUAUGAACGUGGCUACCUGGACCAGAUGCGUCAAGGAUGGAGAAGGGGUAUAUUUAUAAAGCAAGGAAGUAUGUUCACCCACACCAAAGGAGGUAUCAGAGGAACCACUUCCAACUUUGACUACCAAUCAGGUAACAUACCUACAGAAUAAGCAAAAUGCAUGUUGGCAACUACAAUAAUAUUUUUCAGGGAGACAUGUUCAGAUUUUCUUUAGUUAGUUUCUUUCUUCAUUAGCAGAGCUGCUCCAUUGUCUCCGGGUUGUGACAGAAUGCAGACGACUAGGAUGCUAAUUUCAAGUUCCUUCUUGUUGCUCAUCUCUUUAACAAUCUGCUCUGCCCAACAUUGGUCAUAUGGCUUCCAACCUGGUGGGAAGAGAGAUGUGGAAAACCUAAUAGAUUCCUUCCAAGAGAUUGAAAAUGAGAUGGAGAAGGCUGGCGAGCUGCAGCCCUUUGAAUGCAAUGUGCCACACCAGCAUUUCACGCUCAGAGGACUGAAAGGUGCUCUUGCAAGUCUAAUUGAAGGAGAGAAGGGACAGAAGAAGAUCUAAAGCUGCGAAAGUCCAAAUGAAAAAUAAAGCAGAAGGGAACUGUUGCAAAGCAAACAUUUAACUGCAACAUCAGACUUGACUUAGGUAUGCUGUAGACAAACCAACGGGGAAAAUAUCUAGUUUGCCAUUGUGUUAUUAAGCUUCAAAUAAAAUGUCCUUAAACUACU
This is a messenger RNA of Candoia aspera, 966 nucleotides long. It is a transcript of the gene GNRH1, whose product is annotated as gonadotropin releasing hormone 1. Gene Ontology annotation, biological process: multicellular organism development. The record is from RefSeq and is a predicted model, not a curated record. NCBI's taxonomy places the organism in Eukaryota, Metazoa, Chordata, Lepidosauria, Squamata, Candoiidae. The transcript has 3 exons. Gene Ontology annotation, molecular function: gonadotropin-releasing hormone receptor binding; gonadotropin hormone-releasing hormone activity. Bases 521 to 799 code for a protein of 92 amino acids. Gene Ontology annotation, cellular component: extracellular region.